AUGAAGAAGCAAGUAAUUUGUUCAUUGUCUUUCCUCUCCUUUGCAUUCUUCUUCUUUUCUAGUGUUGAAGCACAGACGUGCAGCCCUAGUGGCAAGAUCAAAGGAAAACCCUCCACCGGGGCAAUGCAACCGGAAAAUGUCGAUUGUUGCAAGGAUGGCAAGUGGUACCUGACGGACAAAUGUUCACCCCCGUAUCAAGCCAAACGAAAGCAACACCGACGCUAAUGACUUUGAGCGGAUGGAGAUGGUGGUGCACCAUCCGAAUGUGACAACCAGUACCACUCCGAUGAUGACCUGUGGUGGCACUUUCUGAGGUGGUAUAACAACGGAAAGAGGUGUUUGAAUUAUAUCAACAUCCAUGGCAAUGGAAGAUCUGUGAGGGCUAGAGUUGUGGAUGAAUGCGAUUCUACUAUGGGAUGCGAUUCGGACCAUGAUUAUCGCCCUUGCCCUAACAACAUUGUUGAUGCAUCGACGGUUUGGAAGGCUCUUGGAGUGCACGAGAGCGGCUGAGGCGGGAUGGAUAUCUCUUGAUCCGAGACGUGCAGCCCUAGUGGCAAGAUCAAAGGGAAAACCCCUCCACCAGGGCAAUGCAACCAGGAAAAUGAUCCUGAUUGUUGCAAGGAUGGCAAGUGGUACACGACAUACAAAUGUUCACCCCCUGUAUCAAGCCAAACGAAAGCAACACUGACGCUUAACAGCUUUGAGCCAGAUGGAGACGGUGGUGCACCAUCUGAAUGUGACAACCAGUACCACUCCGAUGAUGACCCUGUGGUGGCACUUUCUACAGGGUGGUAUAACAACGGGAAGAGGUGUUUGAAUUAUAUCAACAUCCAUGGCAAUGGAAAAUCUGUAGGGGUGGAUGAAUGUGAUUCUACUAUGGGAUGCGAUUCGGACCAUGAUUAUCAGCCCCCUUGCCCUAACAACAUUGUUGAUGCCUCGAAAGCAGUUUGGAAGGAUCUUGGAGUGCCUGAGAGCGACUGGGGCGGGAUGGAUAUCUCUUGGUCGAUCUUGAUUAAUCACUUGAUCCAUAUUUAUAUUUAUAAUGUAUGUACUAGAGUAAAGAUUUCUUGUGCGUCUUAG
Molecule: messenger RNA, 1080 nt
Organism: Gossypium raimondii (Peruvian cotton)
Lineage: Eukaryota; Viridiplantae; Streptophyta; Magnoliopsida; Malvales; Malvaceae
Product: putative ripening-related protein 5
Source: RefSeq, a predicted model, not a curated record